AUAUGUAUCUUUAGUUGCCCAGAUACCGACAGCUUCUGUCAGAAUGCUAAAAUAAAAAAAAGCUUGUCUCCUUGUGGUUUGUUUAGCUGGAGCCGCACAAUUUGGCUGUAGUAAUUUAAUAUACACAAUUUGUAUGUACAAAAUUCGGUUAUAAAACUUUUAAGUUACUUAUUUGAGAAACUAUUACCUUACUGUCGCAGUUCUGUCUUAUGUGAACUUUAUUUACCGGAGAACGUGUUACUCCCAGUAUGGAAUUAGACAACAAUGUUCACGAUCAGCAGCAGUAUUAUGAACCAGAGUUACAGCAGGCUCAACAUCAUCAACAGAGCACGCAACCAUCGAACCAGGCGAAUGCUCCGAAAAAGUCGGCGAAGCAAAACAAUGCUCUGCCUCUUUGGGGCAAUGAAACUUCGAUGAAUUUGAAUCCAUUGAUUCUAGCAAACAUUCAGGGAUCGAGUUAUUUCAAAGUGUCCUUGUUCAAACUGAAGACUUACCACGAAGUAGUAGACGAAAUAUAUUAUCAAGUGAAGCACUUGGAACCAUGGGAACGGGGUUCUCGAAAAACAGCGGGCCAGACAGGAAUGUGCGGAGGAGUUAGAGGUGUAGGGGCUGGUGGAAUAGUUUCAACGGCAUUUUGUUUACUUUAUAAACUUUAUACGCUACGAUUAACUAGAAAACAAGUAAAUGGACUGCUUACACACGGCGAUUCACCCUACAUUCGUGCGUUAGGUUUUAUGUAUUUACGAUACACCCAACCACCGGGUGAUUUGUUCGAUUGGUAUGAACCGUACCUAGUAGAUGAAGAAGAAAUCGAUGUCAAAGCUGGCGGAGGCCAGACAAUGACCAUUGGUCAGAUGAUACGGCAAUGGUUAACCAAACUGGACUGGUUUUCAACUCUAUUCCCCCGUAUACCGGUACCGAUCCAAAAGCAAAUUGAUGCAAAGCUUGACCAAUAUGCGAGAGAGAAUGGUGUCUCGUUCGCUGACACUCAACCUGACCGUGGUGGAACAGCUGUGGGAGGAAAACAAACCCGUGGAGGAACAUCAGGACCUUCAGGCAAUGCAAGAGGAUCCGGAUCAGCUCCUUUUACUGAUGAACGAGAAUCAGCACGUCAUGAGCGAGGUUUGGCAGUACAGUCAUUUAAAGAAAAACCUCUUAAGCGAGAAAUGUCUGACCAUUGUGACCGAGACGCACGAUCUUCUCGUUACGAAAGGCACGACGACGAAAGACAUGACCGCAAUCGGAAAGAUUAUCGCGCAAAGGAUUAUGAUCGCGAUUGGGACAGAGAUAGGCAUAGAGAACGUGAGAGGGACAAAGACCGGCACAGGGAAAGGGACCGUGAUCGUGAUAGAUCGCGGGAUCGCGACCGUGAUCGAAAAGAUAGAACGCGUGAUCGAAGAUCAAGAAGUCGGGAGCGCGAUUAUCAGCGUGAUCGUAGACAUCGUUAGCAGGUUCUCUUUAAAGGAAAUCGUUUUAUUAUUUUCACAUAUUUGCAAAUUUAUCAUUUCUAGGAUAACAACUUGAAGUAGCUAAUUUUCCAAAACAAAACAACUUUUGUACAAUUGUGUGCACUUUUCAAACAUUUAGCUACCUUUGCAAUGUACAUGUGGCCUUUGUACCACUUUGGCUUGCAAAUAUACCAUUUAUGACUUUCUGUUUUGUUGUUUUCAGAUGAAUAUUUUGCAAACAAAAAAACGAAGCACACGAAAAUGUUCGGAUGUUCAGAAACAUAGUUUUGUAAUUGCUUUGCAUUUCACUUCAAACAGGAAUGUAUACUGGUGAAAAUGUGACACAAAAUCUUGUAACAAGGGAAAAAACAAAACGGGUUCACAUUUUUCAUUAAUGGAUGUAUCUUCCAAUCAAUAGCACUUUUCCUCAUAAACCACAUAUUGCCUCUAUUCUUUAGCGAUGUUUACAAGAUAUCGUUCUGUAUGCUAAGCACAGGAAGAAGCAGUUACUUUCUGAACUCGUUUUUAUUUUUAAUCAUUGUCAGCUAAUCGAUUACCUCAUGAAACUUCCGUUUCUCAUCUUCAUAACUUUAAUACCUCAUUCAUAACGUAGCAUUACUAAUAUGAUUUCUUCUUUCUUCGUUUCUACCUUCCUUAACGCCACUACAUGAUGCUGAACGACUUAGCAGCAUCAAUAUUGCGCCAUUGUUGCACUUGCAAGAGUAUAAUACAAAAUAAAUAGAACAAACUAUGUUAAACAAGAA
Anopheles funestus (African malaria mosquito) is the source of this 2212-nucleotide messenger RNA. Its product is annotated as pre-mRNA-splicing factor 38B. Gene Ontology annotation, cellular component: precatalytic spliceosome. The transcript has 7 exons. NCBI's taxonomy places the organism in Eukaryota, Metazoa, Arthropoda, Insecta, Diptera, Culicidae. The coding region runs from base 249 to 1448 and encodes 399 amino acids. The record is from RefSeq and is a predicted model, not a curated record.